UCUUUUCUCCGUGUAUCCAAAUGAAGCCUGAGAGAGGUCGUUGUGGCUGAAAUUGCCCAUAACUGUGGCUGAUUCGAAGGUCCAGCAAUGGCAGCAACGGCAGGAGGAAUCAUGAAAAAUUCUUUGUCAGGGAUGGCGUUCGGCAGAAGAACCCUCCCGCCACUGCCAACGGCCCACACCGGCACGAGACCUUGCUGCGUCACCGGCGCGACCGACGCGAAAUUGGAAGAGACCGAAUCAUUUACGCCGUAGAAAUCGCUGUUACACGCUUGCUUUCUCUUCUUCCUCGAGCUGUCUCCUUCCGAUGUGGUCGUCGGUGUGGAUGAUGGCGUUGAUGGUGGUGGGAGAAGGAGUGGAAAGGCGGAGGCUGAGACUGAGAUUCGGGUUUCUGCAUUUAGCGAGAGAGAGAGGAAAAAACCGGUUUAACUCGCAAAAAUGGGCAUGACCCAUUUUCAUAAUUAUUUUAGUAUUGAACACGUGACGCAAUAAUAUGUUGCCAAGUACGCCGGGAGGAUGAACGCAGGAUAGAAGUAUUCUCCUAGAUGUCACUGCUUACGCAUGCUACAGUUAACUUCUAAAUGGUAUUAGAUCUGCAGCAUAUUUUGUUUAGACUUAAACAAACCUUAAAACAAGUGCAGCUUCACUUCACAUGGCCCAUCCUUGGUUCAUGUGAUAUUUGCCUUAAUCAAGGCAUGGUAAUUUCAAUGGCUAUUUAGCCAAACGUCUGUAUUACUAUUCACGAGGUUGUCCGGACUAUUUCUUAUUUAAUUAUUUUAAUAGGCAAAUUCGGAUAUAUAGCAAGAAGACAGGUCGUACUCGAUCUUUAUGUUUUUUCAUGAUAUAUUUGAUUAAUUUUAAUUAAGCUAUAUAUCCGAAUUUGCCUCAUACCAAUAAAUCCCCAUUUAAGUAUAUUAAAAUAAUUAAAUAAGAAAUAAUCCAGCUGUUACAAACUCUUCUCUUCAAUAAUUUGCAAUUAAUUAGAUUCUAGUGGGAAAUAUAAAUGGUAUAUAUUCAGGAUUUAAGUGAGACUGAGAACCACGAUCAGUGCCAAAGAGGAGACCAUAAGCAAAGCCAAGUCAAACUGAAGCAUAAGGUUGGCAGCAGAACAGCAUAAAGAAAUCCUUUCCGGUAAAGAGAGGCAAGAUCCAGGAUGUCCGAGGAAGAGGAAGUUAAAUAUGAUGGAAUCAAGGAAGAGGAAGAGGAAGAGGAAGUUAAAUAUGGAAUCAGCUUUCAAGAAUAUAAAAAUAAAAUACGAAUCGGAGAUACUGGAACUGAUGAAUUUUGGACAAAAACAAUUGAAAAAACGCUUCUUGUUUUAAAAAAAAGGUCAUUGAACUUCAGUAUCUAUAGGGUUCCAAGCAAACUACGAAACAUCAACGAAGAUGCCUAUAGCCCACGUAUGGUUUCAAUUGGACCUUUUCAUCAAAGCCGAAAAGAUCUGCUGAAAAUGGAAGAGCACAAGUGGCGUUACAUGCUUUUCCUUCUUGCUCGAACAAAAGAUCGUGCAAAACUAAAAGAGGCACUGAAAGAGUGUGUCAAAGCUAUUAAUGGUUUGAAGCAAGAAGUAACUGGAUGCUAUGCAGAAGACCUCAACAACGUGACCUGGAAUGAGCUGAGGGAAAUUGUGCUGGUCGAUGGCUGCUUCAUAGUCGAACUUAUUAUCAGGUACUCCGAGAAAAAUAUUGGACAAAACCCAGAUGAAGUAAUCAAUGGUGUUUGGAUGAUUCCAACCCUAAAACAUGAUUUGGCACUACUCGAGAACCAAAUUCCCUUUUUUGUUCUCCAAAAGUUGUUUAAAAUUAUAGAGAGAUCCAUUGGCGAAGACUUCCGGUUCCCCUGUUCUCUCACUGAAUAUGCUCUACUUUUCUUCUUCCCCGAGUCGAAUUCAAAGCAGGUCCAGGCUUUGAAUUCAAAGAAAGUAAAAAAAGUUCUAAAGAGUGGCAGCCUAAAUAGAGCCAGGCAUUUACUCGAAAUCUUGCACAUUUUUUACCUCCCAUCAUCUCUAGAUAUCAAUCCUAGAGUCCAUCAUACUUGGGGAUUUAAGCAUGGUGCAGCAAAACUCUUAGAGGCUGGAAUUGGGAUUGAGAAGGUCGCCACGAGUGAUUUACUGGAGAUAACAUUCAGUGGCAGUGAAGGAGUGAUUAAAUUGCCACCGUUAAGCAUCGAUGAAACAAUGGAAACAGUGUUUAGGAACCUCAUUGCUUUUGAGCAAUGCAGCGUCGGCGUUACACAUCACAUUACAUCAUACGCCAUGCUCAUAAAAAGUCUCAUAGCUUCCACACAAGACAUGGAGUUACUUCAGAACAAGCAAAUAAUUGAAAAAUCUGCCAGCAGUGGUGAAGAUGUUCCGACAUUCUUCAAAAGGAUGAGCAGGGAAGUGGUUCUCAAAGAGUUCUGCUUUGCUGAGUUAUGCGAUGAUGUGGAUAAAUACAGUCGAUCCUGGUUGCAUUGUCGCAGAAUCAAAGCAUACUCAGGCGUCAGAUGCCGCAGAUACAUUACCGCAUUAAGAAAUGAUUAUUUCUCCAAUCCAUGGACAAUCAUAUCAUUCGUUGCUGCCGUUGUGCUUCUAGUUCUCACUCUCUUGCAGACCAUGUAUGCCAUGCUUUCUUAUUACUAGAAUCAACGUUAAUCUUGUUUUUUGUGUUUUUAGUUCUCUCUCCAAUAAAAUGCAUUAUGAAUCUUUGCUUGGGAAAAGAAAUGUAUUAUGCAUCUUUA
Cornus florida is the source of this 2715-nucleotide messenger RNA. RefSeq names its product UPF0481 protein At3g47200-like. The record is from RefSeq and is a predicted model, not a curated record. The transcript has 2 exons. NCBI's taxonomy places the organism in Eukaryota, Viridiplantae, Streptophyta, Magnoliopsida, Cornales, Cornaceae. Bases 1151 to 2617 code for a protein of 488 amino acids.